AUGGAUUCUCGUGUCAACGUGAGGGUGCCGUUGAACGCCAUCCGAAUCCAUACUCCUGAUGAUGGGCUUCCAGUGAUCGAGGACUUCCUCACAACGGUCAUCAGCUUCAUUUUUUCAGGAUCACGUUUGGACAGGGAGCCUUUGGACCUGACAUUUGUCUCCUCCAGAGGUGAGGAUACAGAGCCAAUGGAUGAUUCGCCAUACAACCCGAGCCUCUCAGUGAAGAAAGGCUUCACUCGGCUGACCGCUGGGCUUUUUCUAGUCCUCCUUGCAUCAGAUUUGGAUCCAGUUUCUGGCCAGGAUCUGAUCUUGCCUUUGCUCCCUGCAAUCCGUGACAUUUGGAACUUGCCCAGUUGCAUAUCACACGGCCAAGCACAUGAGGAGAUUUCCUUUGAGGCAAUGCAGCUGUCAUGCCAGGGUGCGGAACGACAGCGGAAGAACGAUGAUAUUCAACCAACUCAGGCUUUACAGAUGAGCUUGCGAUUUGAAAAGCUCAUGGUGGAAGAGCGCUUCAAGGUCAGCUUGGAGGAGAAGACAGAUGUGGAAUUGCUUGGUAUGCUAAUUGACAGAUACAACACAUACAAAUCCAACCUGGCGAUCCGAAAGUGGCAAAUCUCAGAUGACAUGAGGAGGAGCAUCGAGGGCAUUGUGAUUGGAAUGACUCCGACCACAAAACGUUUGAUUAGAAGUCAUUUAGACUUCAACAAGUGGGAAGAGUCAGCUUACAAUGAGAGCAUUCUCAAAUCACGACGUCACCGUCUACAUGAGGGAGCGAAGGGUGUCAGUGGCCAAUGGGUCAUGAUCUUGACAGAUUUGGAUGCUUUGCUCAUCGCCAAGCCUGCGACCAUGAAAGUUGAGAUGACCGCGAUGUGGCAAGACAAUGUGGGCCGUGCGCUUAUCAAGAGCAGUGCUCCCGCAUCCGGCACUGACGAUGCUGGUGACAUAGAUGAGGUCCUUCACCUCAAGUCUCAAUUGGAGGUUGGGCUUGGCAUUGUGGAGGCAUUCAUGCAGAAGAGGCUCUUGGUAACUGUUGGCAGUCAGCAAGGCAACAUUGCUACCAUGCAACGGAGAGUGCUCCAGGAAGCCAAGAGCAUGUUCGAUGGCGCAGACCUUGAACACAUGCACCACAUCGGGUACGCUGACCUACCGAAGUUGGGGCGGCUUGCAGCCCCAGAUGUGCAGGAACUUGCUGACUGGUGCUACAAGAUCUUGAGCAUCAACCCCAACUUCAGUGUUGUCUUCAUUGUAGCACCAUUGCUGGCUGCAGAGGGGCUCCUGGGCGGUUUAAGGGGCGAGUACAGGAGGUUGGAGGACAAGUUCACCAGCAUGAAUAUGGAAGUCAAGAUGGUACAAGUGACAUUUUGCUUGGAGCAGCUUCAUGGGAACAGGACACAUUACAUUUCACAUUCCAAAUCAAGUUUACAUUUGUUUUUUGUUCCAAGAGUAAAGCUGACGUGUUUGGCAUUGGGUUGA
Molecule: messenger RNA, 1473 nt
Organism: Durusdinium trenchii
Lineage: Eukaryota; Dinophyceae; Suessiales; Symbiodiniaceae
Source: the annotation of a GenBank genome assembly